Messenger RNA from Drosophila grimshawi, 1381 nucleotides. RefSeq names its product mediator of RNA polymerase II transcription subunit 15. The coding region runs from base 180 to 1193 and encodes 337 amino acids. NCBI's taxonomy places the organism in Eukaryota, Metazoa, Arthropoda, Insecta, Diptera, Drosophilidae. The transcript is spliced from 4 exons. The record is from RefSeq and is a predicted model, not a curated record.
UAUUUCUGGACAAAACACACAAAUUAUAUUUUAUUUGUGUACCUUUGUUGUUUUUGAACUUUGACAUAACAAGUGAAAAUCCAAAUCGUAUAAUCAUAUUUAAUUUCGUCGUGAUUGUGUGCCAAAGUUUAACGUGCUCCGCUUUUCGAAUUGUGCAGUUUUAAUUAAUUGAACAAAUUAUGGAUCCGAGACGUGGUAAUGCGCCAGCAACACGCCAAGCUGGCUCCAAGACGAGCGUCAUUUCACGCCAUGGAGCAGGCGGCACCGGCAACAUUGCCCGCAAAAGCGAGGUCAGCCUAACGCCCAGCCAAGCCAGGCAGCAUGCAGAUAAUCCGCUCAAGAGUCCAUUGGAUGCACUCAGUCGCGUUAAUCAUCGCCAGGAUCCCUUUCAGCGGCGCUCUGGCCUGCAGGAUGUGGAUGAAUCCUUUCUGGCCAUGAACACCUUUAUGCGUCCCUCACGACUCCGAAACUCGGGUCUUGAUGGCAACCUGGCUGUGCCGAGCAAUCCAGUACCAGCAACGCCAACGGGCGCUGCUGUUGCGCCAAUGCGCUCCACCUCUGGCCAGGAGGCGCCAGCACAGCCGCAACAGCAACAGCAGCAGCUGCCACAGGUAAACAUGGCGGCGGUUCAGCAGCAACAACCGCCGCCAGCAGUUGCACAACAACAGCAACAACAGCCGUUGGUGCCAGCAACUGUUGAGCCCACUCAACAACAACUGACACCGCAGCAGCAGUACGCGCAGCAGCCGGCUGCUGGACAGCCCACACGCCAUGAGCCCUACCAAAGUCGACGCGCUCAUUUGCAACAUCAGCCGCAACAGCAGCAGACCAGCUAUGCUCAGCAGAAUGCACAAGUUCAGGCUCAAGCUCAAGGUCAGGCUCAGGGACAGGCACAGUUGCAACAACAGCACCAGCAACAACAACAACAGCAGCAACAGCAACAACAACAGCAACAACAACUGCAACAGCAACAGCCGCAACAACAAAUGCAACAGCAACAGCCGCAACAUCAACAACCACCACCACCGGCACAGAUGUCGCCGCGCAAAUAUCAACAACAGGGCGGCUACUCUUCGCAGAUGGUGCCACCAGCUGCUGAAAUGUGCACCACUUGCCCCAAUUGCCAGACGACGAUUUAUUUGGUGCGCACUCCCGAGCAGGGACAUGGCGAUGGCGGUUUGCCCAUACAAUAAGCCACAAUCCCUUGAAGCGAUCCUCAUGCAAAAAUUCGAAACGUUUUACAAUGAAAUUAUAGUAUUCUGACAACGAAAACAGUUAUUGCAACAACAAGAUCUUGCCACUACAAAAGAUAAAGGAUAAUCUCGACUCAGCUAUCGUGCUUUGAAUCGAAAUUUGAGCAUAAAAACUGUUUUUUUGUUCA